UUUUUGUGUGAAAUGGAUCUAAACAAAGCAUUAUUUUCGAGCAUUCGAUGGAACUUAAUAACAAUUAAUGGAACAACAAUAAGCAUUGCCGAAUGCGAUGAAUCUUAUACCUGUCAAGUAAACUACGAUCAAACCAACUUUCAGGCGUUACUUCGAGUUAAAGAUUACAACAGUUAUUACCGUUCUGCUGAUAUGUCCAUCACAAUGAAUAUAGAACACCUAACAAAAGUCAUGCAAAAUUUAACAUGUUUGUAUGGCUUUCAUCAACAACCAAAGACUCAAAUUGUUGUAUGCAGUUUUUCAUUUGGAGCGGAAACAAACGAUUCCUCUUUUCUCCUAAAAUUAGUUUUCCCUUUGGUAGUAGUGAUCUCCAUUUUAGCAAUAAUAAUAGCAUUUGCCUAUCGCAAACAUAUCCGACUCCAAAGAACGAGGUCUGGAAGAUCUAAUUCACACACCUUGAAUAACCGUGACUCCAUCUUCACUGUACCAGUACCUUCCCAUCAAACAGAGAAUCAUGUCAUGACUAAUUCAAACACAAUUCAUAUUCCCAGUUCUCAUCCAGUCUCCUCGAAUACCCCAGCUCGACACACAAAGUCUAGUCGAAACAAAUCCGUUCGUCCUGCUCACACUUCGUCAAAUUUGAAUCAGAGAGUUCAGGUUAUUAACAACACUAACACGGCUUCAAUAACAGGUUCGAUUCCGAGCGCCUCGAAUACUACGUAUCAUCACGCACCAUCUCGACUAGACUCAUCCGUUCGUCCAGUUUAUCAAACGUCCAACUGGAAUCAAAGAGAUACACGGACCAGCAUGACCGUGCCUGAUUAUGACCCGCCAUCCUACACAAGUCUGUACCCUUGACGUCAAACAACGUCACAGUACCACGCCCAGCAAGAUCUAACAACAACACAUACAAACGCUGCUCCACAUGUGUGUCCUAACUGUUAAAUCAACUGUACCGACAGAAUAGCUCUAGAACCAUGUAAACACAAAACUGUUGUAGCAGAUAAUUCACACCAGAUUACAUGUUAUGUAAUGAGGUAUUUAUUAUAGAAUUAUAUAAUUGUAAUUAUAGAACACUAUUAAAAAAACUGGACCCACGAUUUUAUUACAAAAGUGUUCUUUAAGCUAUUGUGAAAACAAACACUCAUACACAUACUAUAUGUAUGUCUAUCCGGACCACCACAUUUAUCCAAUGAACUCACCCUUUACCCGAUACAACUGUAAAGCCUCACACUCCGAAUAGUAUUCUCCAAAUAGUCUCACCCUCCGCCCUAUAGAACUGUAUAGUCUACACUCCAAAUAGUAUUCUCCAAAUAGUCUCAUCAGCCAACGAAUCACAGAGACGGUUUUAUCAACUUUGACCAUAACACUAUGUCUCACGUCCCUUACUGUAUCUAUACAACCCAUCAGUACCACACAUUGCACGAUUGGGCUAUUACCUGAUCUUCUCUUUCCCCCAACGUACCUCAUCUCAAUGAUUUAGUCGCAAAUGAGAUAGUAUACAGAACAGUGAGAUUACAAUUACGUUUUAAAUAUAACUGUAGGGUAAUACGCUUAAGGUAAUUGUUCUAUGUUAUCGUAUAA
Messenger RNA from Physella acuta, 1584 nucleotides. RefSeq lists its product as uncharacterized. The record is from RefSeq and is a predicted model, not a curated record. NCBI's taxonomy places the organism in Eukaryota, Metazoa, Mollusca, Gastropoda, Physidae.